This is a messenger RNA of Salvelinus namaycush (lake trout), 2114 nucleotides long. RefSeq names its product nuclear receptor coactivator 7-like. The coding region runs from base 31 to 741 and encodes 236 amino acids. Gene Ontology annotation, cellular component: nucleus. The record is from RefSeq and is a predicted model, not a curated record. NCBI's taxonomy places the organism in Eukaryota, Metazoa, Chordata, Actinopteri, Salmoniformes, Salmonidae. The transcript has 6 exons. Gene Ontology annotation, biological process: regulation of transcription by RNA polymerase II; response to oxidative stress.
ACUAAGGCUAAUGUUACAUUAUUAGUAUACAUGAGUUGUGUUAGACUAAGAGGAAUAUUAGUAGACAUGAGACCAAUGCAGGAGAACAUCAAGGUGCUUUACUUUGCAAACAAAUGUCUGGAGCCAUAUGUAGAGAUCAUCACAGGGAAGGAUGCAGUGAAGUGUCGACGGAGCGUGUGCAGCUCAGAGGAGGGUAACCGCUCUGAGGACGAGGAGCCUGAGGACUUACUUCCUGUUCUCCGAAACCACAGCCAGCUCCUCAAUGACCACCACAUCGAGAGUCUAGCCAAUCACAUGCCAGCAAGGACACAGGGGUAUCCAUGGAACCUGGUCUACAGCACAGCCAUUCAUGGCACCAGCCUGAAGACUCUGUACAGGCAAAUGGCCCACAUCGACAGUCCUGUGCUUCUGGUCAUCAAAGACAUGGAAAAAAAGGUGUUUGGUGCCUUCUCCUCCCAUCCCUUCAGAGUGAGUGACUGUUGCUACGGAACAGGAGAGACUUUUGUCUACAGCCUCGACCCUGCAUUCAAGGCCUACAGGUGGAGUGGUGAGAACUCGUACUUCAUUUGGGGGCAUAUGGACUCUCUACAGAUUGGUGGAGGAGGGGGGCUUUUUGGCCUGUGGCUGGAUGCUGAUCUGUACCACGGUGCCAGCUACUCCUGUCACACCUUCAACAACCAGCCCCUGUCCACCCAGCAAGACUUCAUAGUGCAGGACCUGGAGGUCUGGACUGUCCAGUAAACAGAGCGAGACACUGAGAGACUCAGAAGCGGAAAAGAGAGAGAAAAAAGCCAGAGCCAUUUCUAUCUAUGGUUUACAAAUGGCUUUACUUGUGUUCAGUGAGGUUUAGCCUGUGUUCAAGCUGUUAGAGUACAGUAAGCUUAAUUCAUAUAUGAACGGACAAAGCCAUCGAUCACGUGACACCAAUCAUUGCUAUGUGAAAAGUCAAUAGUGCAUUUGAAGCCAAGGAAGUCCGUUAAGAUGGCGUCUCAUGUGGGAGAUUUACGUAGGCAUAACAUGCUUAGUUUGAGCUACUCCAGAAUGUGACACUGCAGGCUAGCUCAGUGCUGCCCCCUCUCAUUGAAUAUUUCACGUUGAAGGCAGAUUGGGGUAAUGCACACUGCCAUUAGCUACGAAAUUAUGAAAAUGACUUAUUCUGUGUGCGAUUUUAAAAUAAUCGGUUCAAGCACAUACAUAUGGUAUAAUAGAAUCAAUUAUUAGUACCAUUAUUGUUUUGUUUGUUAUUAUUUUAUUUACACAAAGAUUGACCAUGAAGAUUGCCAUCUUCCCAUUCACUAUAAUGGUGAUCCUGUGUUCUGCAAAUAAUGCCUGCAGUACUGUGGUUGGCCUUGAAUGAGAGGGGGCAAUCAUUCUCCUCUGGGUUUGUCCUGUGUAAAACCUGGUCGAGUGACUUUUAGGCUGGUUUUACCUGUGUUUUACUAGCGCGUAACCUAUUAUACCAGCAUUAACUUGGGUUGUAUCUGUGUUUUGCCUGGUUAACUGAGGACUGUAUGGUGAAAGAUAGACAGGCUGUUUUACAGGGUCCUACUGUUUGCUGCUCAAUACCUGCUACUGAACAAGCUCUGUCCAAUACCAACAUUACAACUGGUUCUAGACAUCUACAUUUUAAACCCUCAAUCAAUCCUUUGUUAUGAACAGCAUUUACAACCAAAGCCCAUUUUAGAGUAAGAUCCUAUUCUCAUUACAAUUCCAUCAUAAGCUUUAAACUUUAUAGAGGCUAAGAUGAAAACACUGCUGUACUACCCAACUAAUUUAGACUACUAUUUUGUAUUUAUUUAUUUGUCUUGGUUACAAGGGUACAACAUCAGAUGCCCCCUAGGGAUUCCUCACACACACAACACUCAGGUCCAGAAACAGCCACGGCAGAGUACUGUCUCUUAGAACUGCUAAAAGCACCUGUGGAACUAAAACCUUUAGAAAUACCUGGAAGUCCAUUCACUUGUGGCCUCUAAUGGUUUGUACUAAAGGUAUGGGUUUAAAUCCCAUGUUAAAUGUUUUCUUACAUUUCUAAAAGAGAAUAAUGAAAAAAAAUGUAAAGAACGAAACAGGAUAUAAGAUGUACCAAUUAUUUUAAUUUGGCAUGUUCUUCACAU